GUCAACUCCAUCCCACCCAAACCCCGUCUCCUUCCUCCUUCCUCCUUCUUAUACCACCACCGCCCACCAUGUCGACCGACCCCAAGAUCCAAGACCUGCUGAACAAGCCCAAGAACGAGCUCACUGAAUACGAGGUCUCUCUCGUCGAGGAACAUGAGCUCACCGCCGGCCCUCUAUCGCUCCUCCAAACCGCCACGCGCACACACACCCAGGUCCUAAUCUCCUGCCGGAACAACCGCAAGCUCCUGGCCCGCGUCAAGGCCUUCGACCGCCACUGCAACAUGGUGCUGGAGAACGUCAAGGAGAUGUGGACCGAGAAGCCCAAGGGCGGCAAGGGUAAGGGUGUCAACAAGGACCGGUUCAUCAGCAAGAUGUUCCUGCGUGGCGACUCCGUCAUCCUCGUCCUGCUCAGCUGAGCUCCCUUCACGUGACGCGCUCACCCUCUCGGCCUUGGUCGUGUGGCGUCCGGCUUCCCUUCCCCCCUAGUGAUCGAGUCGAAGCCGAAAGGAGACGGAGACGGAGACGGAUUUUUAGUUGACAACGAUAUACCCUUCCAGUCGGUCGUGCGAUUUGCCCAAAAGUCUCCCUAAUUCGAUCAUCAUCUGGGGUGCGAUGGAGCCUAGAACAAACACCCAACCCAUCCCAUCCAUUCAUCCACCAUCCCUGACCCCGGACGGUGGUUUCUUUCCCCCUCUCACUUUGACUCUUUCUUAAACAUUCUUCUUCUUUUUUUCUCUCCAUCUUUGAUGAAUCUACCGUUCUUUCUACGGCGGGG
This is a messenger RNA of Aspergillus heteromorphus CBS 117.55, 775 nucleotides long. Its product is annotated as mRNA splicing protein SMD2. The coding region runs from base 69 to 416 and encodes 115 amino acids. The transcript is spliced from 4 exons. The record is from RefSeq and is a predicted model, not a curated record. Lineage: Eukaryota; Fungi; Ascomycota; Eurotiomycetes; Eurotiales; Aspergillaceae. Gene Ontology annotation, molecular function: RNA binding. Gene Ontology annotation, cellular component: U5 snRNP; U1 snRNP; U2 snRNP. Gene Ontology annotation, biological process: spliceosomal snRNP assembly; RNA splicing.